UCCAUCAAACGGGCAAAUGACCAAACCGAGAGAGAGAGAUGAGAGGGGUGGGAGGGCCAUUGUUAUGCAUCGGCGAUCUGCUCAGCGACGUCGGAGAAAGUGACGCCAGCCAUGAUCAGCUUCCACCGCGCCCCACCAUAACACCUUCACCGGACUACAAAUCCAGCCUCCAACCUUCCGAUCUAAACAACCUUUUCCAGGAAAACUAUGAGCAGCUGAACAAAGCACUUGCUGGUACAGAUCAUUCAUGGACGCAUCUCACACUAGAGCUAUGCACUGCUUUGGAGACUGCAAGCAAGUUGGUUCACUCGACCAAUUCUAGUGUUGGCAUGUUGAAGGAUAAGGUUGAGGAGCUUUCGAAAGUCAUUAGUAGAAGAGACUCAGCUAUAGAAGCCGCAAAGGCCAUUGAAGGCUCUCCAAAACAACCUGAGAGCACUCAGUGAAGAUGUCUGAUCAUGACGAUCAAUUUCCAAGUUGAAGGUUAUGUACAGACUGAGCCUUCCCGUCAAGACAUCAUAGAAUUCAUUCCUUCUUGUGAACCUGCAAAAUAGUAGCGGUAAAGGGUUCCAGAUCUUCUUUUCUCUGCUUAGAACUCCAUCCAGUCCAGCACAUCAGAAGUUACAUUUACUGUCUGGGCAUAGCUCAAUCUACUCUAAGAACAUUUACGAAAGACCCAAUAAUCGGGCUAUUAUGGGGCAGUGCAGAAGUAGAAAGAUGUCCUAUUAUCUACUUCAAACAGGAAGUAUUACCUGCAGAGUGAUACCCUUUCUUUGUAGUUUGUUUUGUGUCUACUAAAAACAAGCAACCGUAGUUGGUGAUUUGUUUUCUGUAUCUUCUUCCAUGUCAUUGAAUGUUGGAUAGAGAGGAGAUUACAGAAGCAAGAUUCUAUUGUGAAAAUGCAAUUUUUUGCCUUGACAAUUGCACAUUUAAAUGUUCUGAAGAAAUCUGGACUUCUUCUAAUC
Nicotiana tabacum (common tobacco) is the source of this 962-nucleotide messenger RNA. RefSeq lists its product as uncharacterized. The record is from RefSeq and is a predicted model, not a curated record. Lineage: Eukaryota; Viridiplantae; Streptophyta; Magnoliopsida; Solanales; Solanaceae.